This is a messenger RNA of Ctenocephalides felis (cat flea), 953 nucleotides long. RefSeq names its product CUE domain-containing protein 1-like. The transcript is spliced from 4 exons. Gene Ontology annotation, molecular function: ubiquitin binding. Lineage: Eukaryota; Metazoa; Arthropoda; Insecta; Siphonaptera; Pulicidae. Bases 66 to 839 code for a protein of 257 amino acids. The record is from RefSeq and is a predicted model, not a curated record.
GAAAUGUGUGAUAGGAAAUAUAUUGUUUGUUAAUUGAUCUUGGUUAAAUCAGACCUUAUUAAAAAAUGGCUUAUACGAUGCAAAUUGAAUUCACUCAGGCCAUGUCCGAUUUUAAAAUAAUGUUUCCAGACAUGGAUAAUGAUGUGAUUGAAGCAGUUCUAAGAGCAAAUCAAGGCUCUGUAGAUGCAACUAUAGAUCAACUUCUUGCAAUGAGCACAGAUAAUUUGAAUGAAAAAUUAAGGCUUGAAAUUGAACAAGAGGAUCCAAAACAUGUGGUAGAACCUAAAAGCAAACUUGCUAUUUGCAAUAACUCUGGAGCGAGUCCUAAAAUCAAAAGUACUGUUCCAAAUGUAUCUUCCUCAAUUGUACAUUCUGCUCCUCCUUUAAAGCAAUUGAAAAACUGGAAGCCUCCCAUCCUGGGUCCAUUGCCAAGUGGAUUUUUGAAAUUACCACCUUCAGUAGAUAAUGCUUUGGCUUGUGACACUGAUCUGGAAGACGAAAGAAUUGCAAUGUACUUGCAAAAUGAAGAAUUUAUGGCAGAACUGAGAUGGAACCAGGAUUUUCUAACUGCUCUGGAUAGUGAUCAACCAAUAACUGAAAGCAAUGUAGCUGCAGCAAACCGUGCCAAUAAAAAAUCUGCAAACAUUGAUGAAGAUCAAUUUAGGGAAAGAAUAAAGCAUAUGGGAAAAUUAUCACGUAAAAAAUUUGCCCAGUUGGCCAAGGUAUUUCAUUGGCAAGGCAACAAAAAAGGUGGAGGGGCUCGCCAUGGGCCUGUUACAGAUAGUUUAUUACUUCAGGAAGAGCACAGUGACGAUGAGGAACUUAAACGAGCAAAAUAACUAUAACAAGACAGGUAUUAUGAAUAUAAUUAUUGAUCCAGAAAAGAAAAAAUAUUUUUCUUUAUUUUCACAAGUUUUAUGAACAUGUGACCCAUUUACAAGGGCAUUUGUAUG